AUGCGGUGUACAGCGGCAGCACUGGGCUUACUCUUAGCCGUGCCUAUGAAAUGUUUGGCUACUGACACAGGCCAAAACGAUGAAAUAAUACCAUUGGGUGGAAGUGUCGUCGGAACAAAUACGUAUACCGUGGUGAGGUUUGAGGCUGUCUGCUCAGAGUGCACAGACUUAUCGCAUUCAAGACUGCCUCUUGAGCUAAAGGUCAGUAGACCUGAUGGCGCCUGCGAUGGCUCAGCCAUCUAUCUCAACGGGCAGCCGCUCGUCCAUAACCGUGAUAGAAAUUCUCAGCAUGAGUUCAGUACGGUCCCAAUAUUCUCUGGUAACUCCACAGCCGUGUUAUCCGUCAGUUGGCAGAGCGGCUGCAUUGGGGCACCUUGCGGAAGCACCGGGACGUGCUCGGAAAUGGACCAAUUCCUCACCAUUCAGAUUGAACAAAUCGAUGAUAUAGAUCUUGAAAUGAGCAUAGAUUUUAGCGUUACGCUCGCCGAGGACAUGCGUCCCAAGAUACACGAUCUAUGCAGUCACCCGUGGGAAAUUACCAACUUCGACCUAAUCGACUGCCCCGACUCCCGACCAGGUUUGGUCAACCAAAUAAACCAUUGGAUUCUAAACGCCAUCACCUUUUCUUCCACCGUCGACCUCUUCAUAUUCGGAGCAGUCGCUAUCACCAUCGCGAGUAUAGCACUGCUAACCUUCCUCAUCUGCCGUAAUACCAUUUACUGCCGCCGACGCCGCGCCGAUAGAGCCGCCAAGCGAGAAGAGAGGAGGACACGACGUGCCUAUAAAUCCGCUGCCCGCCGACUGCGAUGGAGAAAAUGGUGGGAUACAUUUAGGGGCACGGCACCUCUUCUCCCCUCUGCCAACAACACACAACGCCACGACCUCACAGCUUUUGAAACACCACAUCCGCAUCACGAUCACCACUACUAUCGUCACACAGCGGAGCCCUAUGAACUGGAACUUGAUACUGAAACUGAUUCCAGACAGGGCUUCAUACAAGCCGAAAUAAGAGGCUUCCGUCAAGCGCUCCAGUACGUUGGGGAACUGGUGCGCUAUCCAGCGGAUAGGAAUAUAGAUAUAGAGAGCGGAACUAGCUACUUUGGCCCUGAAGGCCACGAUGGCGUCAAAGCAGUGGACGCGCGGGAGAAGCAGAAAGUAGGAAGGAGUCGAGCAUCUUCGUCGACAGCAGGUCUUUCGACGGUCAUGUCGCUUCGAACGAUUAGUUUGGGUACGGAGGCGGAGACGGAGACGGAUAUAGAUAUCUCUUCGCGUGCGACGCCGCCACCUAGUUAUCAUCCUUGA
Molecule: messenger RNA, 1302 nt
Organism: Aspergillus puulaauensis
Lineage: Eukaryota; Fungi; Ascomycota; Eurotiomycetes; Eurotiales; Aspergillaceae
Exons: 3
Coding region: 1-1302 (433 amino acids)
Source: RefSeq, a predicted model, not a curated record